This is a messenger RNA of Drosophila simulans, 2985 nucleotides long. Its product is annotated as myosin heavy chain, embryonic smooth muscle isoform-like. Gene Ontology annotation, biological process: proteolysis. Gene Ontology annotation, molecular function: aspartic-type endopeptidase activity. The record is from RefSeq and is a predicted model, not a curated record. The transcript has 3 exons. Lineage: Eukaryota; Metazoa; Arthropoda; Insecta; Diptera; Drosophilidae. Gene Ontology annotation, cellular component: myosin complex. Bases 323 to 1399 code for a protein of 358 amino acids.
AUAGGCGAUGGUCGAAAAGUUUUCGUGUCCGGAGUAAAAGUUGCGUAGUCGUCGUACGUCCGGAGAUCAAGUGUUGGCACGAGUCUUCUUUUUAUUCAAUACCGAAUAUAAUUAAUAUAAUAAGCUAACUGUCAUAAUAUAACAAUAUUGCUAAGAUAAACAAUUGUAUUAAACAAUAAAUAUCCUACAUUUGGGGCCUCAACCGAUAAAACAAUAAAAAGUUGACCCAUUUGUAAAGUUCAGAAAAUUGUGAAAUUGUAAAUCGAAAAGUGCCGAUGUACAUGCAAAGUUGACGCACAGGAAGAAGAGGAUCGACGAAAGCAUGUACGAAUACAUGCUAACAAUGAUAAAAAUUGCAGCGCUUGGACAAGUCGAUGUUGAGUCUAUUAUCGCUUAUAUAGUUGACGGGCUGGAUAUUAAAAGCGAGUUAAAAUUUGCAUUGUACGGCAGCAAAUCAUACAGCGAACUGUUUGAAAAAUAUGAGUUGUACGAGAGCAAGUGUGUUAUCGGAAAACCGCAAAUGCAAUACAGUGGUGGCAGAAAAAAUAUAACCGAUGGAAAAAUUAUUUGUUGCUACAACUGCGGCUCUAAUGAACACAUGAGAAAAGACAUAAAAGAUAAUAAGCACAUGAAAGUAGUUUUGCUUAACGGUACAGAGGUCGCCUGCCUUGUGGACACAGGAUCCGAUGUGUCAAUCUUCUGCGUGACUUUGAAUGACGGAGAGUUCACCUUUACAAAGGCGUCAGCGCAGCCGGAAUGCGCUGAAUCAGAAGAGCUAAGUAUAUACAAUAUUGUUGAGACUGGUAGUAAUAUAGAUGCUUCUCCACAGUAUAAGCCGGUGAUCGAGUCAAUGAUAGCAGAGUACAAACCAGCCGAAAACACUCACUCAGCUGUGGAAUCCGAGUCGAUUAGAAAAGAAGUUGACGUCUGGUUGCAGGAUGGCAUUGUGCGCAAAUAUUCAUCGAACUUUGCCAGUCGAGUCGUCGUAGUGAAAAAGCUGCAAGCGCAAGUCAAGGACGCGCUGCGAGACGUCGAGGAAGCAAAGGCCGCCAAGGAGGAACUACAGGCGUUGAGCAAGGAGGCCGAGCGCAAGGUCAAGGCCCUGGAGGCAGAAGUAUUACAGCUGUCUGAAGAUCUGGCCAGCUCAGAGAGGGCGCGACGUGCUGCUGAAACGGAGCGUUACGCUUUAACUCUACGCGCCGCCGAACUCACUGAUCGUAUCAGCAGCGUGGAAAAGGAACUGUUCCCGCUGCAGUGCAGCAACAAGGAACUGACAUCGAAGAUCGAGGAGAUUAAUGUGGAGAACACCUCGCUCGCACCGAGGCAAUCAAGUGGCGGCAGCGUGCUAAUGCGCUGGUGGAGAAGAGCAAUCGCAACCCAGAGGAGUUCAAGCGUCUGAAGGCUGAGCGCGAGCACCUGGCAAAGUUGCUGACCGCCGAGAGAGCUGAAUUACGCAAGGAGGUAAAAACACAUAUUCAGCGGGCGCAGAAAAAGUAUAAAGACGGCUAUGAUCGCAAACGCAAGGGCGAGCGUACAUAUAAAGAAGGAGAUCGGAUGGCUAUUAAACGAACUCUGUGACUGGCAAAAAACUAGCUAGCAGUUUUCUCGGGCCAUAUGAAGUAACUAAAGUAAAAAGAAACGGCCGAUACGAUGUACGGAAAGCAGCUCAGGUGGAAGGCCCUACAAUAACCGCAACAUGUGCAGAAAAUAUGAAGCUAUGGAAGUACGCGUCUACAGAGGAAGAUCUAUGGUCGUCUGGGUCAGACGACAGUGAUCAGGAUGGCCGAAUGUAACAAUAGUUAUCGAUAGUCGAUGGUCGAUAAUCAUCGCAAAGGGUAGCGUCGUGAGCGAAAGUAGUAAUAAGAAAUGGAACAAGCAUAGAGAGAGUGGAAGUAGAGAAAAGUCGGGUUGAAAGUCUUUGUUAAAAAGAUCUAAAAGCGAAAAGUUGUCGUGUACGGAGUAAGACAAAGUUGCGUAGUCGUCGUACGUCCGGAGAUCAAGAGUUGGCACGAGUCUUCUUUUUAUUUAAUACCGAAUAUAAUUAAUAUAAUAAUCUAACUGUCAUAAUAUAACAAUAUUGCUAAGAUAAACAAUUGUAUUAAACAAUAAAUAUCCUACAUGUAUAUACAUAUGUAUGUAUGUAAUUAAUUAUUAAAAUAAAUAUAAAUAUGUAAAGGGUAGCUACUUCGAGCGGUAAAUGUAAAUUCGUUUCUUCGAUCAGAAUUGAUUUCGUCCCGAAAAUGGUCUUCUAGCUCACAUAUACACGUUCUCGUCUAUUGUUUUUACUCACACAAGCAAGCAAAUUCUAUUUUUAUAUUUCUUACGCUCUCAGCGUAAGCGAGCGGACAGAGGGCAAUUUGGCCGUCACCAAAAAGUGGCUGCAUGCAAAACCAAUGUAUAGACGUUACGCAUCUUGUUAUUCUAGGGUCUUUGGCCUCGAGCCACCUCUAGAGCCAGCCCGAAAAAAUCGUCUGAAAAAAAUCAUAUGGCGUAUCGCAUGCUAUUUUAGUGUCUUUAACUAGACUAAACUUUCGUCACUAAAGGCAACAUAAGGCCUGUUUACACACGGAGUGCUUUCAGCGUUUCAGACGAAAUUCCCUUUUAAAAGACGUUUUUAGUAACUUUAAAGAAAAUACUUUGGAUUCAUUUAAAUUUUCAAUUAUUAAUUUUUAAUUCCACUAUGUAAUAUAUAUUUUUUUAUUUACAUUAAAAAUAUUUUUUACACGCCCAGGUAUAGUAAAUAUACCAAGGUAAAAGAUAUAAAUAUAAAUAGCAUUAUAGUUAAAAAAAGCUAGUUCUAAGUGGUAACAAUGUAAGCAUUUAAAAUUAUCAUUGGCAUAUAACAUUGUAUUCCAAACACAAACUUUAAGAUUGUGGCGUCAGACACCACUUAUUUAAGUUCGGAUGUGCUGUUCGCUGCUUUCUGAAAAAAUGUAUUUGUACUGGGAAUAAUAAUAAAGAAAGCUCUGUUUAAGCCACAAUAUA